UAUAUGACACAAUUGUCUCACUUGCACUGUACAAAAAGAAAAUAAAGUUUGGCUUAGCAUGAAUAAAUUCUAUUGAAGAAAAGUUGCACCUUAGUAACCAAUGCUACAAAGUCAGGAGAUUUAUUUUGAUUCCUGGAGAGUAAGAGAGAAAAACGAUAAACUAUACAAAUAUGAACUUAUAAGAGUAUGAAUGACAUCAUUCAUUGAUAAAAUAUUUGAAGUUUACGAUAGUGCAGAUUCCUGUGAAAGGGGUAGUGCAAAUAACAAUUAUUUAUAACACCAAUAACCCUUAUCUGUUUGUACAACCCAGAUAAUACAGAUACAAUUAAGCAAGUUUCACUUAUGACACUUCAUUAAUCUGAACUAGUGCGGACCAACAAAGUGAGAACUGAUGAAAUGUGAAUUAACAGGAAAGCAGAAAACCAAAUACUUUAAACUAAACAUAAAUGACAAAAUAAAACACCAUUCUGAAUUAAAAGAUUCUGGACAUUAUGGCCACAAUAUUGUCCAACCAAUCCGUGAUCCAUUUUGAGAAAAGACAUGGAAUACAACAAGAGAGUAAAACAGCAAAGCCAACAGGAGGAUUAAUUGACCAAAGACUGUUGAAUAAACACCAGAAAGACGCUCCGACAAUUAAACAAUCCAGAAAUACUAAGUCUAACUUUUCAGAUCUUAGAAAACGAACUGAUAAUUUGAGCAAACAGAUGAAAACAUUUAAUAGCGCACUUGAUGAGCUACAGGAUAAUUUAGAAGACACUUCUGAACACAUUGAGCACUGGCAGGGCAUAUUCACCUACAGUGCUGGUAGGGAGUAUGUUACAGAGACAAGCGAGUACUAUGCUGAUCUUGCCAGAGAGGAAAGACGCAGACGUAACAGAAUGGAAGUUAUUCGUAAGUCGACCGCAGCAUCCAGUAGGAGUCGAGGUAGAAGUUCAAGAUCAACAACGUUUACAUGCAGCACUGAUAGUGACUCUGAAGAUGAAACUUUAAAGGCUCGUAAAAUUACCAAGAAAGUAAAAUCAAAACCAGGUCAAUCGGUGGCCGAUUCUAGAACUGGGUUAAAAUUACCCAGAGUGCAUUCUAAAGUUUCAUUCCAACAUUAUCCAAAACCAAGGCCACAUUCAUCUGGACCAGUACAUCUCGACAAAAUUAGGACAAUAAACAAUAGAUUAACUCGUCCAACAGCAACUUCAGCCAAUGCCCGAAUAAUCACAACAGAUGGCACUGAUAUACAUGGUUACAAUAAAGUGACGUGUCCAGCACUUGGAUAUGCAAUGUCCGGUACAAUGGUUGGCUCUAUAGACAAAUUAGCCCCAGGCAGAUUCAGAGGUAUGCAGAAAUUAUCAGUUAAAGGGGUUGAUUCAGUUGUUCAAAGACUAUCGAAUGUAGAUCCUGGUCAAGUACCUGACUCUAACAGGACUAUAUGUCCCAGGGUGAAGGCUAUAGCAGGACCAUUGAACAGCUAUGCUUGGGCUGGCACCGACAGGGACAGAACGAGUGUCAGAUUCACUAAGAAUAUAAGGACUAACAUAUAUCGCUGA
Owenia fusiformis is the source of this 1541-nucleotide messenger RNA. The record is from the annotation of a GenBank genome assembly. Lineage: Eukaryota; Metazoa; Annelida; Polychaeta; Sabellida; Oweniidae.